This is a messenger RNA of Heteronotia binoei (common prickly gecko), 2265 nucleotides long. It is a transcript of the gene MON1A, whose product is annotated as MON1 homolog A, secretory trafficking associated. Lineage: Eukaryota; Metazoa; Chordata; Lepidosauria; Squamata; Gekkonidae. Gene Ontology annotation, biological process: vesicle-mediated transport; protein targeting to vacuole. The transcript is spliced from 5 exons. The record is from RefSeq and is a predicted model, not a curated record. The coding region runs from base 26 to 1672 and encodes 548 amino acids.
GUAGGUCCCCAUUGGCUUCCAAGAAAUGGCUGCUGACGUUCACAAGAAGGGUAGAGAUGUGUCCAAUGGGUCAUUGGUCCCAAAGGAGGGGCAGCAUGCUGAGAGAUCAGAGAGUCCUACACCAGGGCUGGCUCAGGGAACAGAACCAGGAGCAAGCCAGGAAGGAGCAAUGUUUGUUCAUGCUCAGUCCUAUGAAGACCUGACAAGCACAGACAAUCCAGAUGCAACACUUCAGGCACAAGGUGGGGGGGAAGAUGCCCAGUCUGACCAGACAAAAAUAGAAGAAAUCAGCAAGGACUUCAGCGAACUGAGCACACAACUCACUGGCAUAGCACUGGAUUUGGAAGAAGAGAUGAGGCAAAGCAAAGAGGACAAGCUGGACCUCUCACCACAGGCUUCACGCCGGGACUCUGUCCUCUCAGGGAAGGAGGACGAGGAUGUAACCAUGGAAGCCUGGCGCAUGCAUCAGAAACAUGUAUUCGUUCUAAGCGAGGCAGGCAAGCCAGUAUACUCCCGAUAUGGGUCUGAAGAAGCCCUGUCCAGCACCAUGGGGGUGAUGAUGGCGUUAGUAUCCUUUGUAGAAGCACAGAAGAAUGCAAUUAGGUCUAUCCAUGCAGAUGGGUACAAGGUGGUGUUUGUGCGUAGGAGCCCCCUGGUGCUGGUUGCUGUGGCUCAGACCCAGCAGUCAGAGCAAGAGAUUGCUCAAGAGCUCCUUUAUAUCUACUAUCAGAUCCUCAGUCUGCUGACCUUGACCCAGCUCAAUCGCAUCUUCCAGCAGAAGCAGAACUAUGACCUUCGGAGACUGUUGGCAGGCUCAGAGCGAAUCACUGACAACUUGCUAGACUUGAUGGCCACAGACCCCAGCUUCCUGAUGGGGGCUGCACGUUGCCUACCUAUGGCUUCUGGAGUCAGGGAUAUUGUGAGCACCUGCCUCCAGCAAGCCAAGGCAAAAAGUCUGGUGUUUGCCAUCCUGCUCGCCAAGAACCAGCUGGUGUCGCUGGUGAGAAAAAAGGACCAGUUCCUGCAUCCAAUUGAUCUCCACUUGCUCUUCAAUCUAAUCAGUUCAUCCUCCUCAUUUAGAGAAGGAGAAGCCUGGACUCCAAUCUGCCUCCCCAAGUUCAACUCCAGCGGUUUCUUCAGUGCCCACAUUUCCUACCUGGAGCAAGAUACAGACUUGUGCCUUCUCUUGAUCUCCACUGACCGUGAAGACUUCUUUACUGUGUCUGACUGCAAGCGCAGGUUCCAAGAACGUCUGAAGAAGCGUGGUGUUUAUCAUGCCCUCUUGGAGGCCCUGCGCACACCUUUCUACAGUGUCUCCCAGGUGGGAAUCCCAUAUCUCAGACACUUCAUCUACAAAUCUAAGAGUUCGGGACUCUUCACCAGCCCAGAAAUUGAGGCUCCCUACAUCACUGAGAAGGAAAAGGAGAGACUGCUGGGAUUGUAUCAGUACUUACAUAGCCGUGCCCACAAUUCUUCCCGCCCUCUAACAAACAUCUAUUACACUGGCUGUCAUGAAAACCUCCUGGCUUGGGUGACUAAUGCCUUUGAGCUCUAUGUGUGCUUCAGCCCCUUGGGGACCAAAGCAGCAGCUGUCAGUGCUGUCCACAAGCUUAUGAGGUGGAUCCGCAAGGAAGAGGACCGGCUUUUUAUAUUAACCCCACAGACAUACUGAACAUGGUGCUAUGGCCUAUGCAGCCUGACCGGUGGUUGCUGAGCUCAUGCUUCUGGGAGCCAGCAAGUGACCUAGAGAGAUGCAUUCACCCCACUGGUGUGCCAAAACACACACACACUUUCUCUCUUUCUCAGACAGAAUCUCUCCCCAGCCACAAAUGUGAAGAGAAAAAGAAGUAGGCAGCAGAGCUCUCUAACCAUCUGGAACCUGUGGAAUGGAGACUUGUAUCUGAAUUCAUAGCAGAUUUUCAGCCUCAUGUCUGCUCUGUCUGGAACUGUAGCACAGACCUCAGGUGGGAAAGGAACAGAGCUAAUGCACUUUAUCCAAAAUAACAAAGGGCCUGACAAAAAGACAUUCAUCUAAAUUUUAAAGGAAACAAUGUAAAUUUGAUUUACUGGAGGACAGAAUGGUUUAGACCUUUCAGAGAGCACUUCCACACUUCCUUCUUUUCUUAAACCACCCUUUCCUUGGAUCAUUAAUUUUUUUAAAAACAUAUGACUAAAUAGCCUGUACAGGCUUUGCUAUACAUUUGAUUUUUUGCAGUAACAAUUAUAUGUAACAGGAAGGAAAUUAAAACUGUUUUGACCUGUACA